Molecule: messenger RNA, 1821 nt
Organism: Capronia coronata CBS 617.96
Lineage: Eukaryota; Fungi; Ascomycota; Eurotiomycetes; Chaetothyriales; Herpotrichiellaceae
Exons: 1
Coding region: 1-1821 (606 amino acids)
Biological process (GO): nucleotide catabolic process
Cellular component (GO): cytosol
Molecular function (GO): hydrolase activity
Source: RefSeq, a predicted model, not a curated record
AUGUUCUCAACAACAUGGCUAGCUUUUGCGCUGCUGGCAUCGCAAGGCUUCGCGGCCCAGCCGAACGCCGCCGAACCACUCGAGGCACCUUUGCGGGAUCUGAAGUUCGGCCAGGUCAACUUCCUACACACCACUGACACACAUGGAUGGCAUGCCGGGCAUCUGCUGGAGCCGUCGUUCAGCGCUGACUGGGGCGACUACGUCGACUUCGCCGAUCGGUUACGGGAGAAGCUAGAAGGAGAAGGACGAGAUCUACUGUUGAUUGACACUGGCGACCGUGUGGAAGGCAAUGGACUCUACGAUGCGUCCGACCCGAAAGGGCUGUUCACCUUCGAUAUCUUCCGCGAACAACACAUGGACAUCAUCUGCUCAGGCAACCAUGAGCUGUACAAAAAGAACUCGUCCGAUAACGAAUACCUGAUCACCGCCCCGGCCUACGCAGACAGCUACGUGUCUUCGAAUAUCGAUAUCGUCGACCCUACCACUGGAGAGGUGGUGCCACUGGCACCCAGGUACAAGAAAUUUACCACCAAAAAGCAAGGAGUGCGAAUAAUGGCAUUCGGGUUCCUAUACAACUUCAACCGAAACGACAACAACACGAUUGUGCAGAGGGUGGAGCAGACCAUCAAAGAGGAAUGGUUCCAACAGGCCAUCCGCGACCGGGAGGUUGACUUGUUCGUGGUCAUCGGACAUGCCGCAGUGCGUUCCGAAGAGUUUGACAUGAUCUUUAGAGCCAUCCGCUCGGUCCAAUGGGACACACCUAUCCAGUUCUUCGGCGGCCACUACCAUAUUCGUGACUACCGCAAGUUUGACAGGAAAUCAUACGGUCUGGCAAGCGGUCGCUUCAUGGAAACGAUUGGCUUCCAGUCCAUCGAUGGCCUUUCCUCGAAAAGCAGCGCCAAAGCCUCGCCGACUUUCUUUCGGCGAUAUAUCGACAACAACCUCUAUUCCCUGUAUCAUCACUCAGAUCAAAAUGCUUCGACCUUUCAUUCCGCACGGGGACAAAACAUCACAAAAGCCAUCGAGGAGGCCCGCAACGCGUUGGACCUCGACGAAACAUUCGGAUGCGCGCAGAGAGAUCUGUGGAUGAACCGCGCCAAAUACCCCAGCAAGAACAGCAUCUUCAGCUGGCUUGAAGAGCAAGUAUUCCCCGGCAUCGUCAACGAUACCCACCGUGGCGAUCGACCUAGACUGGUCAUUUCCAACACUGGAGCCAUCCGCUUCGACAUUUUCAAGGGCCCCUUUACCAAGGAUUCCACGUUUAUCGUGUGUCCGUUCACCAGUGGCUUCCACUAUUUGAAAGACGUGCCAUACAAUCAGGCGAAGAAACUCCUCCCUCUCUUGAACAGCGGCGGCGAGAUCUUUGAGACCUUUGACCCCUCGCUGGCAGUCUGGAAGAUGUCUCCUCCCGACCAGUUGGGAAUUCCAGAAGACAUCGUUGUCUUGGAGGAGCGAAUGUCGGAGCAUCUAUUCAACCACGAGCAAACUCCCAUAUCAGAAUCUACCGACAGGCCUUUGAUUCCAGGCUACACCACGGUCGACGAUACGGGCGAUGACGGGGACGACACCGUUCAUUCGCCGAUCUCCUUCUACCGUGUUCCAAACUGCAUCCAGUCAGUGAUCAACCCGGGAAACGUCGACUUGGAGGACGAGGUCGUGGAUGUCGUAUUCAACGAGUUCAUUCAGCCCUGGGUUCUUCUAGGCUUGAAGUUUCUCGGUCUUGAUUAUUCCGAUGAAGACGUGGACAAAUACAUGCCCGACGAUACAAUGACAACCAUUAUAGCGAAGUGGGUGAGCAUGAAUUGGGCGGACAAUUGCUGA